AUGUCGGACCCUACCUCAAGCAAACCGCAACUACCGCAGGUGAACACACAGGUAAAUCCACAGGCCCCGCCGCCCCCACAACCCCAGCAGCAGCAGCAGCAGCAACCUCCUCAACAGCAGCAACAGCAGCCCCAACAACCUCCUCCUCCACAGCAGCAGCAGCAGCAGCAGCAGCCGCAACUCCAACUCCAACAGCCGCCCCAGCAGCAGCAGCAGCAGCAGCAAGGAAUCCCCUAUCAGCAGCAGCAGCCAUACGGCAGCGGUCCCCCCUCACCCAGCAAUCUCGCCCCACAGGUACCAUACCAGCAGCAGCCAUACGGCAGCGGUCCCCCCUCACCCAUCAACCUCGCCGCUCCCCAAACACCAUACCAGCAGCAGCAAUAUGGGAGCGCGCCGCCCUCACCCAGUAACCUAGCGCCGCCCCCCACCGGCUCGCCACAACCCGGGUACGCCCAACCAGCCGGCUAUUCACCCGCCCCGCAGCAAGCCGGCUACCCGCCCACCAUGCAGCAGCCCGGCCCCCCCUCUCCGCAGGGCUACUACCAGGGCUAUCCCCCCGCUGCCGCCCCGCAAGGAUACCAAGUAAGUCCUCCUCACCCCGCACCGCCGGUAUCAGCCACUAACCCACCGCAGUACCCCCCGCCACAGCAGCAGCAGCAAUUCCCUACCUCCCCACAGGCACCCUACGGCUACCCCACGCAAUACGCAAACUACCCCCCACAGCAAUACCCCCCGCCGCAGCCCACCUACGGCUACCCCCCGCACUCCCCCAACCCCUACGACCCCGCCUGGCAGCAACCCGCCUACAUCACACCCACCAUCACCUACCCCGUCAGCGCCGGGUACACUGCGGACGAAUGCGCGCCCCCGCACUACAAUGCCCAGCCCGACGCCGACGUCAUCGCGAAAGCGCUCACGCCCACCAGCGGCCUCGGAAACCGCGACGGCGAGGAGGCGCUCAUCCACAUCCUCCCGUUCCUGGCCCCGCCGCAGCUCGAGUCCAUCCGGCAGCACAUAUUGGCCAAGAACGGCGUGCGCGUGGUGGACCUGGUGGAUAAGGCGCUUAGUAAUGACUUUCAGGACGUGGUGCGCGCGGUGGUGCUGGGCCCGCUGGCGUUCGAUGCGUGGUUGCUGAAGCGUGCGAUGGGCGGCGUGGGGUAUAAGGCGGUGUAUAUGGAUAUGGUGCUGCUGGGUCGGCGUAACGGUGAUAUCAAGGCGAUCGAGGCGGCGUACUACCGCGCGCAUGGGAAGCACCUGGUGGAGUCGAUUAAGAGCGAGCUGAGCGGGCCUGUCGAGGCGCUGUUCAGGAAUGCGAUUGAGGCCCGCAGGCAGGACGAGAAUGCGCCCGUGGUGGAGGCGGCCGUGGAGAAGGAUGUGGUCGAGCUGUAUACGGCCAUGGUCGGCAGCGUCGAGGCGCAUGUGGUGGCGGAGAUAUUGGUCACGAGGAGUGAUGCGCAGAUUAGGAGGAUUGUGGAGAUGUAUAAUUCGAAGUAUGGCGUGGGGAAGGAGAAGAAGCUGGAGGAUGUCAUUGUGAAGAAGUUUAAGGGCCAUAUGGAGGAUGCGUUGCUGUAUAUUGUGCAGGGCGCGAAUAAUAGGGCGCUGAGGGAUGCGAGGAUGUUGGAGAGGACGAUGAAGGGUGUUGGUACCAGGACGGAGGAGCUGACAUACCGCCUUGCGAUCCUGCACUGGGAUAAGGCGCACCUUGAGGCCGUGAAGGCGGCGUAUAAGGCUGAGUUCCCGAAGAGGACGGAUCUGGUCGCGAGGGUGAAGGGAGACACGAGUGGGAAUCAUGGGAAGAUGUUGGUCGCGUUGAUCGCAUAG
This is a messenger RNA of Morchella importuna, 1821 nucleotides long. RefSeq lists its product as uncharacterized. The record is from RefSeq and is a predicted model, not a curated record. Gene Ontology annotation, molecular function: calcium ion binding; calcium-dependent phospholipid binding. The coding region runs from base 1 to 1821 and encodes 606 amino acids. Gene Ontology annotation, cellular component: cytoplasm. Lineage: Eukaryota; Fungi; Ascomycota; Pezizomycetes; Pezizales; Morchellaceae. The transcript is spliced from 2 exons.